AUGUUUUUAUAUGUUUGUGUUUUAAUUUUAUUGCUCUAUUUCGUUUUGAUACCCUUGGAGUCGAAUUUUUUUUUUUUUUUUUUCAGUUUUUUCUUUAUUUAUAUUAAUAAUGUUAGUAUCGCAAGGAUCUGUUCUUCUAAUUACAAAAAGAAUACAUACAUGUAUUAUAGAGCUGAUUACAAAUCGAACAAGAUAAGUGAGGUUAAUGUUGAACAUAAAAAAAGAGAAUCUGUAUAUAAGAUAGUUAAUAAUUUGUCUUUGAAGAAUAGUAAAUGGGAUGAUAUAAAUUCAUACAAAAUAAAUAAAGUAAACAAUAAAUAUAUAUAUUUAUAUAUACAUAAAAAUCAGAAGAAAAAUAUAUUUAUAAAUACAAAAAAAUUGAAUAUAUUACAACAGAAUAUAAUAUUAUAUACAUUACAAAAUAAUAAUAAUAAUAAUAAUAAUAGUUAUAAGCACAACAAAUUGGUGUAUUAUAAUUUUAUAUUACCACAUUCCAGGGGGCUAUACAACAUAGGAGGGCAUCCUAUAAAGAACAUAUCUUUUCAAUAUAUUCAUGCUUACAUUUUUCAAAAGAUAAAAGGGUAUUACUACUAUCCAUUUAUGAAAAACAUCAAAAAAUUUAUUUAUGAGGAUAGGAAUUGUAAUAAGAAUAUAAUAAGAAUGAAUGUGCAAAAAAAUAAUUAUAAUCGUUAUCCUAAUAACGACGAUAAACAGGAUAAUAAUAAUAAUGUGGGGAAAUUAAAAUAUAACUAUGAUUUGAGUUGUGAAUUUCCUGAUGAAAUAAUAAAUAAUUAUAAGGCUGCCGGAUUUUUUCUUAUAAAAGCAGACAUUAAUAAUAAUAAUAAUAAUAAUAAUAAUAAUAAUAAUAAUAAUUACCGUAGUGACCGUGGUCACGAGGAUAACAACAUCACUAAUAAUAAUCAGAAUAAUCAUAGUAAUAAUAAGUACCAACAUUAUUAUGAUAAUGUAAACAUGAAGACGAACCCAAAAGGUAUCAAUAUAAAAUUUUUAUUAGGGUCUGAUCCCCUCACUACCAAAGAUAUGAUGAAAAUAAUAAAUGAAGAAGAAAAAGAAAAAAAAAGAAAAGAAGGAGAAUUAAAUAUUUUAGGAGGGAAAAAAAAUGCUGAAGAAAAAUAUCCUAUUCAAACGGCUUAUAGAGAAUUAAGUGAAGAAAGUUUAUAUAUGUAUAAUAUUUUCCUUUCUUAUUUUAGUUACUUGCAUUAUGUUAUGAAAUACAUGUUACCCUCAUCAAAUAAUAAUAAUAAUAAUAAUAAUAAUAAUAAUAAUCAGAGUAAUCAUCAAGAAAAUAUCAUUUCUUCAUAUGAGCAUUUUUUAAGUAACAACUUUUUAAAAGAUAUAUCAAAUUAUACUUUACAAGAAAAAGAAAGAAUAAUAAAUUUACACAUCAACAAUCUUAUGAUAUUUUUUAAAGAAAAAGGAUUUAAUUUACAGGAAUAUUAUAAUGAGAUCUAUAGAUGUUCUUUACCCCCCCCUUCCUUAAAUAAGGGUAUGCUGGACAAGAAGAUGAACCAUCACAAGAAUGAACAAAAAAUGGAUGAUACCCAAACAAAUGAUACACUAAUACGUGAUACCCAAAGGUAUAAUAUUAAUACACAGAGUGACUCAUGCAAUCAUUCUAUAAACAAUUUAAAUAUUAACAAUGGUCAUUGCAACAUUUUUGAAAGUCAAGUGAUGGAUAAAAAUAAGCUGAACCCUUAUGAAUAUAUACACAAAGAAAUAAACAUUUACCAACGUGUAGAAGAUUAUAGCAAAGAUAAUUUUAAAUUAUAUUAUAAAGAAGGAAAGUAUUGUGUAUAUUUUUUUAAUGUUCUUCAAUAUGAUUAUAGAAAUAUGUUACAAUAUAUGAAUAAUUUUUUUUGGGAAAAUUGUACCAUUUUUUAUAAUAUAUUAUUAAAAGAGAAUUAUAAAUUUUUAAUUUCUUCACGUUUAGAAAAAAAUAGUGAGUAUGAAGCAUAUACAUUUAAUAAAAUUCAAUUUGAAAAAAAUGUUCAUCCUAUUUUAUAUGAAAAUUUUAUAAACGUACAGAAUUAUAAUGAAUCUGUAUAUAAUGAUAAGAAUAAAACAAGUUAUUCUUUUUAUUAUAAUAUAAAUAAAAAUGAAAAUACAAAAUUUGAUUCAGGAUUUAUGAAUAAUCUUAUGUGGGUUGAUUUUUCUUUAAUCCUUUUACAAUUAGUUAUUGAUAAUGAACGUUCAAAAAAUGUUGCUUUUAAUUUAUAUAAUAUAUAUGAACAAAUAAUUAAAAAUUAUUAUAAUCAUAAACAGAAAAACAAAAAAGAAUAUAUAAUUUUUUUUGAUAAUGGAAAUUCAUUAAAUAUUUCAUAUAACAUAAUAAAUAAAAUAUAUGAAUUAUAUAAUCCUUUUCAUUAUAAUUUAAUAUCUUUAUUUAAAAAUAAAAAAUAUUCGGAUUUCUUAAUUCUUCUCUUUUCACCUUUUAAUACAAAAUUAAAUAAAAAUAAUUUACAACAAUAUUUAUCAAAUAAUAUCAAUAUACCCUUCAGAAAAUUUUUUAAAAGAUUAAUUCUUUCAUCUUCUGUAUGGAUAUUCUUUUUUUUUAAUUUCAUUACUAGUAUACCUACAAAAUGA
This is a messenger RNA of Plasmodium falciparum 3D7, 2604 nucleotides long. RefSeq lists its product as uncharacterized. Lineage: Eukaryota; Apicomplexa; Aconoidasida; Haemosporida; Plasmodiidae. The record is from RefSeq and is a predicted model, not a curated record.